AUGCAAAGGUGGUCGGCCAAAGAGAAGGCACAUAUACAAGUGAAACGACCGAAUGUGAUCAAGGCUUACAACCAGUUCAAAGGUGGAGUUGAUCUGCUUGAUAUGCUGGUUUCACUGUAUCGAAUCAGUAUUCGUUCAAAAAAGUAUUAUGUAAACGUUAUCUUUCACCUGAUUGUUCUUUCAAUUGUAAAUGGUGGGUUACUCUACCGCCGUCAAUGUUCUCAACUACGAUUACCGAAAAACGAAAUUCGGUCCUUAUUGGAAUUUCGUAUCGAUGUUGCUGAAGCUUUGUUGAAAACAAGUAUCCCCACACAGCCCAAACAGCGUGGUCGACCAUCUCUACGCAUUCGAUCUCAAGAAGAAAAUUCAACAGAAAAACCACGUCGUUCGUCCAUUCGACUUCCACCAAUUGUUGUUCAACAUGAUGGCGUCAACCAUUGGCCAGCUACAACGGGUAAAGGGCGCUGUCGUUUUCCCGGCUGUAGUGGUAAAUCCACGAUACUGUGUUCGAAAUGUAAAGUACGACUUUGUCUCAACACCAGAAACAAUUGCUUCAUUGCUUUUCAUCAAUGA
This is a messenger RNA of Didymodactylos carnosus, 573 nucleotides long. The record is from the annotation of a GenBank genome assembly. NCBI's taxonomy places the organism in Eukaryota, Metazoa, Rotifera, Eurotatoria, Philodinida, Philodinidae.